Ectocarpus siliculosus is the source of this 1410-nucleotide messenger RNA. NCBI's taxonomy places the organism in Eukaryota, Phaeophyceae, Ectocarpales, Ectocarpaceae. The record is from the annotation of a GenBank genome assembly.
CGACGCUGUACGCGUAGAAACAGCAGUCACCAUGUCCGCCCAACAGGUGGCGCCGACGCGCAUGGCGCUCCAAAUGUACAAGGGGAAGCUUCUGGGCGCGAAGAAGGGCUACGAGCUUCUCAAGAAGAAGUCAGAUGCGCUGAAGGCCCGAUUCCGCAAAAUUGCCAAACAAAUCCACGAACUGAAGCAGGUCAUGCGCGAAGACGCCGCUACCGCGUUCUUUUCGCUCACCCAAGCGGCGCAGUAUGUCGCAGGAGACUUCCGUGGGAAGGUGCUAGACACUCCACGGCCAGCGGCCGUGCGGUGCAGGGCUAGGACAGACAACGUAGCGGGCGUCAAGCUUCCGGUGUUCGAGUCGUACGAGACCGGGUCGGAGGCCAAGGAUAACAUCGGUCUAGCCGGGGGUGGGCAGAAGGUGGGACAGUGCCGCGACAAGUACAAGGCCUGGGUGGAAAACCUCAUCAAGCUGGCGUCCCUGCAGACGUCGUUUGUCACCAUGGACGAGGCGCUCAAGGUAACGAACCGCCGCGUUAACGCGCUGGAAAACGUGACGAUCCCGCGAAUGGAGGGAGUAAUCAGCUACAUCAACAGGGAGCUGGACGAGCUGGAGAGGGAGGACUUCACUCGGCUGAAGAAGGUGGUGGAGAAGAAGCGCGAGGCGGCAGCUAGGGAGCAGGCACUCAAGAACGAGUUGGCGGCCGCGAACAAGCUUCUCGAGACGGACGAAGCGCUCGCCGCUUCCGCCGCCGUCAGCGGGGGAGACGACACGAUGUUAGACGAGUUCGACACGCAAGAGCAGGGAGACGUCUACUUCUGACGUUGUUUUCUUCCUUGACCGUAGUUUUGAGCUCGAGACAGACCCAACGGGUCGUUUUUUUCGUGUGUUGGCUGCGUGCAGCUCGAAGCAUCCGUAACGGCGUCGGCGCGUUCUCUCCUCGGUAGUCUACGAUAGGUUUCAUUUCUUGGGAAUUGUUGAUGCUGACUAUUUUGGACCUAUGAUGCUGUGUCCAUGUAUUUUUUGUAUUGCUUAACAGGUAGCUUCACGCGGAUGUUUGGUUGCAGGCGUUGCGAGUUGUUUUUUGUAAGGGGCGGAUGUUUGUACCGAGGAUAGCCAGGGAUGACCGUGGUAGUAUACCCCUGCCAACCUUUGAACGUUUUUUCGCCCGAUUUUGAUGAACAAGGCAAAGUCGCUAUCCAACCAUGUCUGGAGUGUACAUGCAUUGACGGUGAUAUGGAACAUGAACGCUGUACAUCGUACUGUGUGACGACCCGGACUGUCAUGGAUGGACUUGCUGACGCCCAUGACUACUCCAUGUUGGGAUGCCUCAUUUGAUGAUACUAUUGACCACUGCUGUUGUUCCGCUCGAUGGCACCAUCCGGUCCCACGCUAAUAUUACCGCGUUCGACGAU